This is a messenger RNA of Pocillopora meandrina, 5023 nucleotides long. NCBI's taxonomy places the organism in Eukaryota, Metazoa, Cnidaria, Anthozoa, Scleractinia, Pocilloporidae. The record is from the annotation of a GenBank genome assembly.
AUGAAGAGAAUCGUAACAGUGAUAGGAAAUAAAAGAUCCUUCAGCGAAGACGGUCAUGAUUCAUUGAGAUCAAAGAGACUGUGCAUGUCUGUUGAAGGACAAGGAUUCAUCGAAAGAAAUGAAGGUGGAACAUGGCAGUCACGUGGGCUUUCCCUGGAGAGAAGACGAGAAAUUCACAGAAAUGGAGGAAAAAGUCGUGGGGAGGCUGGACUUCAACAAAAAAGAGAUCCUGAGCCUCUCAAUUACAUGGCAUUGGAUAAAAUCUGCAAUUCAAACUCUCCUGAUGAAGGCAUAUUGGAUCUCUUCAACAAUUCUAAACGAUUUGAGGCUCUGCUAAAGACAGAAACAAUACGACCCGAUCUGAUGAAGCUUGUUAUUCGAGCCAUACACAUGUGCUGCUCACCAAAUGAUAAGAAAGAGAUUGCUAACAAAAUGCUACGUAUGGUAAUUAAAACAAAUUUCCUGCAAUUGCAUCUUACUAAGUUUAUCAGCCAAAUGUCCGACGUCUCAGAGCUUGGUGACAAUCGCCAGCUUGAUAAACUGGUCCUGCUGUUAGCAGAGGUUUUCCUGGAGUUGUUGCAGAGAUUUGAACAGAACAUUAUUCACCUCGUUCCCAGUGCCCAACUGAAUGAGACGGUGGGAGAUCUGAAGAGUAAGGGUCUCCUUGAAGACGCAGAGACGUUGGAGAAGAAGCUUCAACAGGUCAAGGAGUACAAAGAUGAAAUAAAUCGCCGGAAAACAACUCACCCAGACGAGUCUCAGCUAACUCCACCCGAGGAUUUUCGCAAUAUGAGCGUGAUCCCAGGAGUAGCUGAUUUAGAACCCCAUAACAAGCCGUUUCUUCGUAAAAAUGUUGUUGAUGGAAGGUACUUAGACCAGGAGCACUAUUUAGACGUGCAAUUUCGACUUUUAAGAGAAGACUUCAUCUUACCUCUUCGCAAUGGAAUAAAACAGCUUAAACGGGACCGCAGUCCCAUGGCAGCAAAUGACCCAAGCCACGACAAACGUACGCGAGACGUUCCUGUGUACCGCGACGUCACAAUCUUAUACCCUGUAUGUAGUGGAAAGGGAAUGGUUUACAGAAUCCGGUUCGACUCGUUUCACCCGGAUAUACGUCGGGUGAAAUGGGAGAAGAAGAGCAAGCUUUUCAAGUUUGGCUCCCUCCUUUGCCUUUCAGCCGAUGGAUUUCGCAAUCUUCUAUUUGCGACCGUGGAGAAUCGAGAUUCACGCGAUCUUUGUGUUGGCGAGCUUGAAGUGCGAUUUGAAGAAGCUAAUCUUGAAAUCCUGAAUCAAUUCAUCGAAGAUAAAAAGAAAUUUGAUAUGGUAGAAUCCCCUGCGUUCUUCGAAGCCUACAGACACGUUUUAGAAGGCUUGCAAGGAAUUAAGGACGGUGAACUUCCGUUUGCAGAGCAUAUCGUUCAAUGCGACCAAGAUGUGAAGCCACCUGCUUAUGAAAACAAAACCAGUGGUUUUUUCGACAUGAGUGGAAUAAUAGAAAAGGGAGUGGACUUGACAAUAUCCAAAGUUAGGAACGCCAUGGAAAACAUGGAAACUGAGUCAGUUUCCAGGGAAGACAAUGUCAUCUCCGAUUAUCGUGAUUUAGUAAAUCGUGAUUGGGAGUCGAAUACCGAAGAUGCCGAGUGGAGUAUGCCUGAUCUCGAGUUGCUUUCCGAAGAAAAUUCAGCCAGUUCGGGCCGCGAUUUGGACUACGUUGCCACAGAUGAGCUUUUAAUUGAUGAUAACGAAGGUUCCAGUGAAGGAACUCCGGCAGACGACCGACCUGCUGGUGUCUUGAAUAUCUACGACUUGGAACUCAAUCCAGAAGACCUGGGCUUUAAUAAGUCGCAGAUGAGCGCGUUCAAAAUGGCACUGACCAAAAAUUUUGCGGUCAUACAAGGCCCACCAGGUACUGGGAAGACGUACGUUGGUCAGAAGAUAGCACGUGUUUUGCUACAAAGCGGCACCCUGCGGCAGAACGAAAAUGAACCGUCGCCAAUUUUGAUGGUGUCUUACACGAAUCACGCCUUGGACGAUUUCUUGAGUGGUCUUCCGAGAGAAGGUAAGGAAGUAAACAUUUUUGCAAUCUGCGAUCCUCUUCUUCUCUGAAAAAAAUACCGAAAUAUAAUAUAUCAGCUCUUCUCGAAUCUUUACGGCGGUAAUUUAAAAUUUAAUAGAGAAGUCUCGAUUGAAGGUCGAAAGUAAUCUAGAAUUGCAUUGACUUUGUCUUAAAGCACAAAACCAAUAUAAUCAGAAACCAAUCCUAACUCAUCAUGACUCGAUCGUUUGCACGUUUAGAUCUGUUGCAAUUGUUUUCUUGAAGUUCCCAUUGGUUCUUUGUGAUCUUUACCUUUUUGAUUGAAUGUUGUUGAUAAUCUGAUUUUUGUUUUGCAACACUCGAGGGGAGAGUGCUCUAAUCAACAAGGAGUUUCUCUCUCCCUCUACCAGCCCUUUGAUUUCUUUCAGACCUGAUCACUUUACCCUCGCGCUUUUUGAUCGAGUGUUUUUUUGAUAGGACUGUUGUUCUUCUAAAUAGGAGAUUGCUGCGAGAAAAAUAUAUGUAUUUUUACCUAGGCGUUUGAUGAACGUGCAUUAAUGAUGAUAAUUCUAAGACCUUGAUCUGGAAUGUCUGCUCCCAUCAGGUAUCGUGCGUGUUGGUGGACGCAGCAGUAAAACGUUGAAAGACUGCACCCUGAAGGACCGGCGCGAGCAAACGGCUUCCAACAAGCUUACUCCAUUAGAAAUAUACAGGGCAAGAAAAAACGCUCAAUGGGAGAUCAAAGAGCUAAACAAAGAUGGAUCCCUGGACCUCUGUGUUGCUGUCCUGAAGUACUCCAGAAGGAAGAUUCUGGCCUUUCGCAUACUGGAGAAGUUCAUGUCACCUCGUCAUGUCAAGUGGUUUACAGAGUCGCAAGAAAACAAGGAUUUACUGUUGUGUAAAUGGUUAGACUUGCGGUACGAAAUCAAGCGGAAGGGUUCCAAGAGCAAUGGACAUGAUAUGGACAGGUACAAAUAUUUUCAUCUGCGGGAGUCAGCUCGGAAUUUCUCGAACGAAGAGGAUUACGAAGACAUCGAGGAAGACGAAGAGGUGAAGCCAUCAGAGGCGACUAUCAGCACAACUGAAGACACUACAGCACCGCUUCAACUUCGCAGAAAACUUCUAAGAGAAGAAGCCAUGAGUGAACGCGAAGAGAGAAAUAGUCAGUACGACCUCUUAGGAUUUUCGCGAUUUCAACGAUGGAAUCUGUACAGGUCGUGGCUUCAAAAAGCAGAGAAAUACUACAUGAAGAAACUUCAGAGCAAACAGCCAGAUUACGAAAGAGCAUUGGCGCGUAAGUUUGAAGUGAUGCUCGAGGAAGACUUUCAUAUUCUUCAAAAUGCGAAGAUCAUUGGAAUGACUACUACUUGUGCCGCCAAAUACCGCCGCACACUUCAGCGGAUUCGUCCUAAAAUUGUAAUUGUUGAGGAAGCCGCUGAAGUAAUGGAGGCCCACAUAAUUACGUCACUGACCAAAGACUAUCAGCAUUUGAUUUUGAUUGGUGAUCACAAGCAACUAAGACCUAAGCCGGAACUUUACGAAUCAGCCAAGAAGUACUAUCUGGAUGUGUCCCUGUUUGAGCGAAUGGUGAAUGUGGGUCUUCAGUGUGAGACCCUCAACGUACAGCAUCGUAUGAGACCUGAAAUUGCCGCCUUAAUGAAACAUAUCUAUGACGAUCUCGAGAAUCACGAGUCGGUAGAGAAAUAUGAAGACAUCAAAGGAAUCAAGAAGAACAUGUUCUUCAUCAACCACAGUCAUUUGGAGAAUCCUUGUGAAGAUUCCCACAGUCACGUGAAUGACUACGAGGUUAAGUUUGUGGUGGCCUUGUGUCGUUAUCUGUUGCAGCAAGGUUAUGAAGCCCAUCAAAUUACCCUUUUGACAACAUAUACGGGACAAAUGUUUGCCAUCAGAGACUGCCUUCAAGAAAAAGGAAUUGAAGAGCUCAACCAAGUGCGCCUGACAACAGUCGACAACUUUCAAGGUGAAGAAAACGACGUCAUUCUUCUCUCACUCGUGCGGAGCAACAAAGAUGACCAGGCUGGCUUCAUCAAGAUGGAAAACCGUGCAUGUGUGGCGCUCUCUCGUGCUAGAAAGGGCUUCUACUGUAUUGCAAACUUCACCCUUCUCUGCAAACACAGUGAAGUCUGGAGCAAGAUUAUUGACGAUUUGAAAGCGAGUGAUAGCUUUGGCGCGUCCUUACCCCUUAGCUGUCAAAGCCACAAUGAAGAGAUCACAGCAGAAACAGCCGAAGAUUUCGUAGAGAAAGCUCCCAACGGGGGAUGUCAGCGUCCUUGCGAAGUGCGCCUGGAUUGCGGUCAUGCUUGCAAACGAUCAUGUCAUCCAUAUGAUGUCGAUCACUUGGAGUAUCAGUGUGGAGAGCCGUGCGUCAGGAAAAUCGUUGGUUGUGACCACACGUGUUCAAAGGUUUGCUGGGAGAAAUGUGACACAUUCUGUCAAGAGGUGGCGGAGAAGACUUUACCAUCCUGUGGGCAUAAGACAACCGUCAGAUGCGGCAGGGAUUUGAAGAAUGUAAAGUGCGAAGAACAAUGCGAUAAAAUUCUACCCUGUUCCCACCGCUGUCAGAGCCGCUGCGGUCAACCUUGCACAAGAAAAUGCCAAGAGCUUGUCAGGAGAACAGAUUGGCCAUGUGGACAUGGAGAAAAUGUUGCCUGCUCAGCAACUCCAGUAGAAUGCCCAGCCCUUUGUGGGGCCACUUUGGAAUGCGGCCACUCGUGCCCUGGGAACUGCGGGGAGUGUCGCAUGGGUCGAGUUCACAAGCGGUGCAAGAAAAGGUGCAAGCGUCUCCUAGUUUGUUCUCAUGAAUGCCUGGCAUCAUGCACAAAAUUCUGCCCACCAUGUAGGAUGUCAUGCGAAAACCGUUGUAGGCAUUCGGAGUGCAAACACCCUUGUGGUGAGGCGUGCAAGUCUUGCGCAGAAAAGUGCAACUGGGAAUGCUUACAUUACAGAUGUAGCAAGUUUGUGUGGUGA